AUGGCCAAACCCAACGGCCGUCUCGGCUUCUCGCGCGGCUGGAGGCGCCUCCCGACGUCCCGAUUCGACAAUGCCGUGCUACGAGAGCUCCCACUGGAUACGGAGUUUCGAAACGUCGUGCGGAGCGCCGUCCCCGGCGCGUGUUUCUCCCGUGUCGCGCCCACGCCGAUUGUUCAUCCAGAGCUCGUCGUUGUGUCACCUUCUGCUCUGUUUCUAGUCGGUCUGGAGCUCUCAAAUCACGUGAACGAGCAGAACGUCAGUGUCCAUCGUCCAGAACGAGCCAGUGGGAACCACGACGACGAGUCGUUCCAGUCCAUGGACUCCCUCGUGCCGAUAUUGGCUGGCAACCAACUGCUGCCGGGCUCGGAGACGGCUGCACAGUGCUACUGCGGCCACCAAUUUGGGUUUUUCUCGGGCCAAUUGGGUGAUGGCGCUGCUCUGUAUUUGGGCGAAGUGGUGACUGGAAGCUCACCUGACCGGUGGGAGCUGCAGCUCAAGGGGUCUGGCCUCACUCCUUAUUCCAGGUCGGCUGACGGCCGAAAAGUGCUGCGGUCGACACUGCGAGAGUUUCUGUGCAGCGAACAUAUGUUUGCGUUAGGAGUGCCAACAACUCGGGCAGGUAGUGUCGUGGUAUCGAGAGAGACGCAGGUGCUGAGGGACAUUUUCUACAAUGGCAAUGCUAAGAUGGAGCCAACGGCCGUGGUCACGAGAAUUGCCAAGAGUUUCUUGCGGUUUGGCAGCUUUGAGAUUUUUAAAACUCAAGACCAGCAUACAAAUCGUGCAGGCCCAAGCGCCCAUUUGGAGUACAAAGGGGAAAUGAUGCGGCGGAUGCUGGACUUCACUGUCAAGCAAUAUUUCCCAGAGAUUGUUGGUGAAAUGAAGUAUGUAAAGUUUUUCAACGAGGUCGUGCGUCGCACGGCCAAGUUGGUCGCGAAUUGGCAGACCAUUGGGUUUUGUCACGGUGUGCUGAAUACAGACAACAUGAGUAUUGUAGGUGAUACGCUGGACUACGGCCCGUUUGGCUUUAUGGAGCACUUCGAUCCGAAACACGUAUGCAACUCGUCGGAUGACGAAGGUCGCUACCGUUACGAGGCCCAGCCUGAAAUUUGUAAGUGGAACUGUGGUGUACUUGCUGAUCAGCUUGGGCUGGUGACGGACCGCGCGGAACUUGAUAAUGGUUUGAAGGCUUUCGAUGAAAUAUACGAGGAAGAGUAUAUGCGUCUAAUGCGCGAGAAACUUGGCAUAUCAGUUCAGCCUGGGUGUACAGAGGACAAGGCGCUUGUGGAUACGCUUUCCGACGUGCUGACUCACACUGGCGCAGACUUUACUUGCACCUUUCGUAUCCUGUCGAAACUAGACGCUUACGAUCCUGGAAAGUCCCACAAACAGACGCUUGACGAGCUUGUAGCAGUGUCUGAGACCUUGGCUAAGCAGAAGCGCAAAUUGGAGCAAGCAUCUAGCGGAGUCUCGGAUGCCCAGAUCAACAUGUGCUCGAUGUUAUUACAGAAUGAUCCUAGGCGUGCCGCUCAAUAUGGCGUUACCCCUGCACUUGUCGCGCAGAUGAAGGCCAAUCGUGAAGCAAAGAGGACGCUCGACGCGACCACCGAAGAUGAACGAAUGGGUAGCGUUCGUACCGCGUGGAAAGAUUGGGUCGAAGUUUACGUUCUGCGUAUCAAGGAAGAAGGUGCUGCUACUUGUGAUGCCGCGCGCCGUGAGCGAAUGCUUCAGGUAAACCCGCUGUUUGUGCUACGCAACCAUGUCGCUCAAAAGGCCAUCGAUAUGGCCCAUCAAGGCGACUAUGAUGGUGUUGAGCACAUUUUCAAGCUGAUGACGCACCCAUUUGAUGCACCUCAUGAUGAGCGUGAUCUCGUGUAUGCUCAGCCGCAGGAUCCAUCCACCGCCCCACUUUGCGUCUCGUGUUCGUCCUAG
Molecule: messenger RNA, 1929 nt
Organism: Hyaloperonospora brassicae
Lineage: Eukaryota; Oomycota; Peronosporomycetes; Peronosporales; Peronosporaceae
Source: the annotation of a GenBank genome assembly